Molecule: messenger RNA, 6365 nt
Organism: Paramuricea clavata
Lineage: Eukaryota; Metazoa; Cnidaria; Anthozoa; Malacalcyonacea; Plexauridae
Source: the annotation of a GenBank genome assembly
GCCAGCAGUGUAGUAUCCCUAGUCAGGUUUUCACGGAAUGUGGUUCAUCAUGCGUACAAAGUUGUCGCGACUUGUCACGUGCUACAGAAUGUAACGAGCAGUGUGUUCCCGGAUGUCAAUGUCCCCAAGGAUUGGUUCUCAGCGACGAUAAGAAAUGUAUUCCGGUGGCGAAGUGCCCAUGUGAAUUUGAGGGUAAACCACUCCAGCCUGGCGAGAGCGUUGCCGUUGGGAAUUGCAAGACAUGGUGAGUAUGAUACUGAUUUAUGUUUUGUCCUGAUCGCUAUCCGCUGGAUAAGUGAUUUAACCGCCUUAGCUAUUCACACAAAAAGUCGCUUGGUGGUAAAAUGCACAUCUGUUGUCAUUGUCAUUAUUGUUGUUGUUGUUGCUGUUGCUGUUGUUGCUGUUGUUGUUGCUGUUGUUGUUGUUGUUGUUGCUGUUGCUGUUGCUGCUGUUGCUGUUGUUGUUGUUGUUGUUGUUGUUGUUGUUGUUGUUGUUGUUGUUGUUGUUGUUGUUGUUGUUGUUGUUGUUGUUGUUGUUGUUGUUGUUGUUGUUGUUGUUGUUGUUGUUGUUGUUGUUGUUGUUGUUGUUGUUGUUGUUGUUCUCUUGAUGUUGUUGUAUGAAUAAAACAAUCUUUAUAUAAAUGAAUAUUUAGAUGUCUUUUUUGCGAUGUGGUACUGUCUACUUCUACAGUUUAUUGAUCACGUGAUUUAUCACUUUUUACAGUACGUGUGACAAGGGAGCAGUCAAGUGUGUUGAAGAUCGAAACUGUGUAAGCAAAGGUAAGUUUUCGCAACCAGAGACCAACUGAUUGCAAGUUAAAUAGCGCUAUCCAGUAUGAAUAACGAUGUUGUGAGCCAAGCAACGCGUAUGGUCAAGCAACUUCGGCAAGGCUUCUUAAUUAAUAGACAGAUUUAGAUCGAGGACGCGGACUUCAAAGACGACGUGAAAAUCGCGUCAAAAUGGCGUGGCAUAUCCAUACAUGGGCACAACAUGCCAUUUUCACGUCGUCUUUAACGUCCGCGUUCUCGAUCUAAAUCUGUCUAAUAACCACUGCAGAUCGGCAAAAAAUGGCUAGUAAGCUAUGGCUGUUGGCUUCUAAUAGAUAGCAAAACUAAAUGUAUAAAUCCUACUAAUCUUUAAUCUGGGUUAUACCGAUUAUUUUAUUUCGUCUGCAUGCUUAUAUUUUUAGGUCCGUGUGAUUCUUUCCCAUGUCGUAAUGGUGGUAUAUGUUCAUUGCAGGGAAGCACAUUUUCUUGUCAGUGUCCCAAUGAUUACCAAGGAAGCACGUGUGAAGGUAAGUUAUGAUUUUAAGUAUUUGCUGUUGCUUACAAAUUUAUCGGUGGUAAGACCCAGAUUUUUAUCAUUGCAUGAAGAAGCAGGUAGCGGCAAAGUAAGGGGAGUGGAUACAAAUUAAUGAUCAUAUUCUCAAACUCGAUAAUAAUUCAAGAGUAAAUUAUCCAACCAUAUUGCUUAUUUUGCUCACGUGAAAUUACUGCAUAUCUGGUACAGUACAAUGAUCCUGUCCUAGAACUGAAUGAAUAUUAGUUCUGUACUUGGCUGCAUGGAUCAAAAUUAUCAUGAAUUCUAUUUAAGUCAAAACAUAGUUAGAACACUCAUCAUACACUUUCUGUUAAUCUAGAGUUUGCAAUCUCUCUUGUAACAACUCGUGACUGCCAACUCUCAUCUACGUUUGACUAGGGCUUAAUACAUACAUAAUCGGCAUAAAAUAUUUAACUCUUUACAUUCUCCCCUUCGUAACGUCCUGCUAACUACCAUAUUUGGUGUAUGACAAUGCAAGGGUGUUAUUCCAACGAGUAUCAAUUAAGUAUUGUACCAACUAAGCCUGUUUUUCAAUUUUUCAUUCUGCUAAAUUGUUUUUUAAUUUGCUUAUCUUCAUUAAAUAACUUUUUCAGAGCUGAAACCGAAACCAUGCGACUCACAACCAUGUCUUAACGGCGGCAUUUGUACGAAUGUAGGCUCCUCGUUUUCGUGCGAGUGUUCGAAAGGUUUCAAAGGAGACACUUGUGCAGGUAGGUGGGGCUUCGGUUGCGAGUUGGUUUUGCGAUGAGACUAAAAAGUCAGUAUUAUGAAGGUAAUAUAACGGUGCCUUGCAAUUUUUAGAUGCAGAAUGCGUGGACAAAAAGCUAGACAUUCUCUACGUAGUCGACGGCUCAGGAAGCAUCAGGGACGCUAACUUUGAAAACAUUAAGCUGGAACUGAAAGAAAUGAACGGAAAAUUUGCCAUCGGGCCUGAUAAGAUACAAAUAGCUCUGAUGCAGUUCGGCAGAACCACUGACACAAAAAUGGAAUUUAAACUUGGUGAGAAAACCUCGUUGCAAGCGGUUAAUGAAGGUGUGGAUAACAUGAAGUGGUUAAGCUCGCUUAAAACAGCAACUUUGGAUGCAUUGAAGAAAGCUAGAGAACAGGUAAGACUCGUUUAUAUCUUAUUUAAAUUAAUGACAUUUAUUUAUUUUCUACUCGAAGACGCAGUGGCGGAUACAAGGGCGGAGGGCAAACCUCACCCAAUAAUGUUUCAAGGCCUUCGAAUGAUAGUUAAAUAACUGUGCAUGUAACAAAGCUGUAACCAUUUUUCAACAAUGAAAGUAUUGGUAAAGGCUACAAAAUUAAUUAAGUGAUGGUAUAUUUUCAUCGAAAACCGCCAUUUCUCUAAUCAAAACAACUAGUUACUUUCGAUUGAUAAGAACAUUGUUCAAUUUUUUUCAUUUUAAAAAAAUUGGUAAAAUGCAAAGGUGGGACCAUUGAGGUGCGGCCACAGGCAUUCCCGGGGCUGGGGAGGGGGGGGGGAGGGGAUCAUAGGAAAUUUUUUUAAAAGUUCAUAAACAGCUCAACUCACUCUGAACUUUCUGAAAAUUGUCGAAAACCAUUUCCCUCAUCAAAACAAUUACUUUCAACUAAUAAAAAAUAUUUUGAAAAAUUUUGGUAAAAUGCAAAGGUGGGACCACAGGCAUCCCUAGGGUGAACAAAGGGGGGGGGGGGACAGGAAAUUUUUUAAAAAUUCAUCCAACCCACUCCUAACUUUCUGAACUGAAAUUGUCGAAAAACAUUUCUCACAUCAAAACAGUUAGUUUCGACUGAUAAAAUCAUGUUUUUAAAAAACAUUUGUAUUUUUUUAUAUCAUACCUGGUUGCUGUGAACCAAUAUAUUCUAAAACAUGUAAACGUUAUUUUUUUAUCUGCGUUAGGUUUUUAACGGUGAAGGCGGAGACCGUAGUACUGCUGCUAAUGUUUUGAUACUAUUUACUGAUGGGGUAGCGACGGACGCGAACGAAGUUGACCAGAUUCAGGAAGCUCAGAAAUUGAAGGAUGCCGGAGUGAAGGUUAUCACUGUUGCAAUGGGGAGCAAAAACUUCAUUGAAAGCUAUCGAUCAACCCUACAAAAGUUAGCAAGUGUAGACGACGAAACUGGUCAACCGCUUCAGUUUGAAGCUGGCUUUGACAAUUUGAACGACCUCACAAGUAAACUUGUAAAAGGAGCUUGUUAAGGUCAGCAAGAUGGAAAUGAGACCGCUGAAUUCAUUUGACGUUACGUAACAUUUUUUUAAUAUAGCAACAGCGCAUUAUGUGCUAGUUAUGACUCAAUAACUCUUUAAUAAUUAGUUAGUUUUCUAGUUAUAAGUACGUAAAAUAACUUCUUUAAGAGACAUUUACAGCAUGAGCUCCACCUUUGAAUUUACUAUAUGAGUAAAUUCUUAAACACGUCCGAAUUUAUCAUUAUGAUAAAUUCGCGGCAAAUUUUGAAUUUAUCAUAAUAAUAAAUUCGCGGCACCUAACACCAACCCUAACCCCAACCCUAACCACUAACCCCUAACCCCUAACCCUAACUUUUUUAACUUUUUAAAUUUCUUUAACUUUUUUAAAAAUCUAACUUUUUAAACUUUUCCUGCUUUUCAAAACUCUUUUAAAACUUUCUUAAAAACUAUUUUUUUGGGUGACAUCUAAUUCUCGUUAACCAAUGCAGACAAUUAAAACACUGUGGAAAGCAAUUUUUCAAAAUAAACUAACCAUUUACACAAAGCAAAUUUACCAUCAUUCGUCCAAAAAUUCAUAAAAAGUCGCUGUUAUGUGGACUUAUCUCGCAGACUUCGGCUAAAAAGCCACCCAAAAAUGGCGGAGUGAGAAAGGCUAAUUCGGCUACUGUUUGCCGAUCCCGUGAUCAAUAAAGCAGCCACUUUAAAACGUUUCGGUGACAUAUUUAUGCAUCAGAUCAAGUAUCUCCACGGGUGGCCAAGUAACAAUUCGUAGCUCACACUUUUGUCCAUGCUUGGGCCUCUAUUAUAUAUAACAACAAAGUUUAAAAACAACUAUUUCCUAUACAUAUAUUGCGUGUCGGGUACUUACCAAUUACCAUAACCAAGCCAUAUUCUCAACUAUUUUUUUCAUCAAACAUCUUUAAAAUUCUGAAAGCAAAUCGUAUAUGGCAGUGUAAUCAAACGAUGUCGAUAAAAUGUUGAUUAUCUUUAACACGAAUUGGUUACUCAUAUAAAUAUCUGAUCAAAAUAAAUAUGCUAUCAAAACGUAAGAACACAACUGCCUACCGAGACCUGUGCCGUAAUUUAGAGUUAAAUAUAAACAAUUACACCCUAUGUACUUUCUGUUAAAAAAUGAAGGCUAUUUAUGAUUCACCUGCAAAUUAAAAUACCACACAAACGGUGGGCAUUUUGUCGCUAAUUUCUGGUAAUGCAUGAGGAGAGCCGGCAUAAUCAAGUGGGCCAACUAGAAACUUGUACGCAGUUAUAACAUCAUAAAUUCUACAUUUGUUUAUUUUGUUUCGGGUGACAUAGCAGAUUUUUCAGGUAGUUUGUGUGAUCAAGCAAGAUAUUUCAUGUGGGAGUUAACGAAUUUGUUUGUUAGUGCGAUCAAAUGGACCAUUUGCAUUAUAGACUAAAUUUUGAUCUAGACAAAAAUUUCAUCACAGCUUGAAAGUGCAUCACAAAAUUAGUAAUAUUCCGAAGUUUCCUUGCGAAAUGUUGUAAAAUGCGGAUAAUAUAGCCAUGCGAAAUUUGCCGUUUUUCAGUCAUUUUGUAUUACGCACGGGAAAUUGACAGCCCAAUCGGGUGUUGGGGCAUCAAUUUCCCGUUUGUAAUACAAAAUGACUGCUGAAAAUUGCAAAUUUCGCAAGGCUAUAUUAUCCGCAUUUUACAACAUUUCACAACGAAACUUUGGAAUAUUACUAAUUUUGUGAUGCUCUUUCAAGCUGUGAUGAAAUUUUUGUCUACAUCAAAAUUUAGUCUAUAACGCAAAUGGCCCAUUGACGGCAUAAAGCAACUCAUAUGUUGCCUGGUUUGUUUUUCAUACUGUCAAAACGUGCCGGUGAGGACUGCAUAGACUCCGUUAAGACUGACGAUUCCAGCUCACAGAGAAAAUCAACCUUCAAAUAAAUAGUUCGUUGGUAUUUGUAAAUUAAAUGUGUUAAAAAAUCGUUAUCACAUUUUGAAAUGUUUGGGUUUGGGCCAUAUGUCAAGUAAAAAUUUCGCGCGAGUAGUAUACAGAAUAGAGGUUCUGGAGCUGGUGGACAAGUAGAGCUCUAUCCAUGGGGUCAUCAGCGGGGUUCUGAGAUGGGCGGGGUGAAUCGAGCAUUCAGAUUUCAUGUCCAUUAUGGUAUGUAUAAUCAGGAGGGGGUGGUAACUUACGACAUUCCCCGGGGGAAAGGGUUUGGGGAUAGAGAAACAGAAGAAGUUGCACUGCAUGGGUGACACACAGAGUUAGGACUAGAGCAUGCAUUGUUAGCUAUGCCAUUUCAAUCUUGGAAUUUAGUUUGGAUUCAACAUAUUUUUUAUGAAAUUGCCGCCACUGCCAUUAAAAAUACUUGAAGGUAUUUUUGGAUAAAAUGGUAUGACCGCUCUAAAUAAAAUAAAAUAAAAUACCCAAAGUAGUCAUACCAAUAAUAUUAAUACUUAAAUCAAUGAAUAAAUCAAUCUAUACAUAAACUUGAAUAAAGUUUCUAAAUUUCUAUCAAUAAAGUUCCCGCCAAAAGUAUAUGAUGUACGCAUUUUUGUUGUCAUGUUUAUUCAUAUAGGUCAAUCUAAAUUACUUCAAAAGUUAUAGUUGAUUGAUUACUUUCUAUUUCUGACUGUAGUACAAAGCGAAGGAGAUACAAGUCUCAUUAAAACAGACAGUCAUCCAUCUACAAGGAUGAAAUCUAUAAAAGUGUCUCGCCAACAUGCUGCACGAACUGUCCCUGUGGUCUCCGUGUGUUCUUGCGGCAAUGUUUCCAAAAUUUGAGCAAUUUUUUGUCCAGAAUUCCGUAUCAGCAUUUGCCUAGUACGAACCAGAAUCUCUCAGAAGAACACCAAGAUUGUUUAUCCAGACAUAUUUCUUAAUUGAGUGAUACUCAGCCAAGAUGAG